This is a messenger RNA of Thamnophis elegans (Western terrestrial garter snake), 1774 nucleotides long. RefSeq names its product glycerophosphodiester phosphodiesterase domain-containing protein 5-like. Gene Ontology annotation, cellular component: plasma membrane. The record is from RefSeq and is a predicted model, not a curated record. Gene Ontology annotation, molecular function: glycerophosphodiester phosphodiesterase activity. Gene Ontology annotation, biological process: lipid metabolic process; positive regulation of neuron differentiation. Lineage: Eukaryota; Metazoa; Chordata; Lepidosauria; Squamata; Natricidae.
CCUCCAGCUUCCCAGAUGGUGAUUCUCGGGACGUAUUUUGCAGUUGUCCUCGGACUGUACCUGGUGCCCCUCACCUCCUCCCCGUGCAUCAUGGAAAGGAAGGACCUGGGACCCCAGCCUGCACUCCUCGGCCACCGCGGAGCCCCCAUGUUAGCACCUGAAAACACUCUGAUGUCCUUCCAGACAGUGGAGGAGAAGGUUUAUGGUGUGCAGGCAGAUGUGGUGAUAAGUUAUGACGGAGUGCCUUUUCUUAUGCACGACCAGACGCUGCGGAGAACCACCCAACGUGAGGAAGUCUUCCAGAAUGCUUACGACCAUUCCUCUAUGUUCAACUGGACAGAUUUGGAAACACUAAAUGGCAGGCAAAGGAAUGACCCCUUCUGGACAGUCAACUCCUUUGCCCCAUCGGACUUCGUGAAAGCCGCCAACCAGUCGAUCUGCAAACUGACCGAGAUGCUGGAGACCAUCAAGGACAACGCCACCGUCCUCUUGAACUCCAAGACUUGCCCGAAAAAGGAUCACCCGUAUUACACGACUCGUGUCAAUGUCACCCUGGAAACCGUCCUCGCCUCGGGCAUCCCUCAGCAGGCUGUAAUGUGGUUGCCCAGUCUGGACAGGCCUCUCGUUCAGGAGGUGGCCCCUGGAUUCCAGCAGACCUCUGGCCGGAAGACAGACCCUCGGCGGUUGAGAGAGCGAGGUUUCCAGAAGCUCAACCUGAGAUACACCCAGGUCACCCGCGAGGAUAUCAGGGAAUAUGCCAGCGCAAACCUGAGCAUCAAUUUGUACACCGUCAACGAGCCGUGGCUGUACUCCGUCCUCUGGUGCAUGGGGGUUGAGUCCGUCACCUCCGACAACUUGCAAGUUCUCCUUCGGCUACCUUCCCCCCUUUGGCUGAUGCCUCCAGGUGAAUACCGUCUAAUCUGGAUAACGGCGGACCUUAUUUCCUUUGUCAUAAUUGUAGGAAUUUUUGUCUUCCAGAAGUGGCGCUUCAGCAGCAUUCGCACCUACAACCCGGAGCAGAUCAUGCUCAGCGCUGCCGUCCGGCGGUCCAGCCGCGACGUCAACAUCAUGAAGGAAAAACUGAUAUUUUCAGAAAUCAACAGCGGCAUGGAGGCGAUGGAUGGAUUCUCCUUGUGCUCGGAAAACGGCUACGCCAACGAGGUCGUCACCCCCAUCGACCACCGGGAAGGGAAGCCGCUGCGGAUGAACUGACGCAGGGAGCCGCGGAGGGUGGGGGGGGCGCAGUGGGGUCUCCGUGACUCCCGGGGGGGCAUGGGGGCAUGGGGGGGGGGCUUCCUCAGCACAGCAAGGAAGAUCCGGCGGAAUCUGUGCUCCUUUUUCUUCUCUCCAAACUCCUCAAGCGGGAAAAAAAACUUUUGUGUGGGCGGCCUGGAGCCUCUCUGGAAACUGAAGCUGGGCUGGUUUCUUUAUUAUUAUUAUUAUUAUUAUUAUUAUUUUGUAAAGUUUGUCCCUUUUUCUGUGACCCCCCCCCCGCUUCCCUGCCCGCUGUGGGCAGCGGGAAAGGGCCCAUUGGUCAGAGGCCGGGGAGCCAUUGGCAUGGGGACCCCUCCCCUUAACCCCCUGGCUGGACCACGAGCUGAGAUGCUGGCCAGGUUCAGCAGAGAGGGACCCUCCCCAUAACCCCCAACACCACCCGCCCACCCCAACCUCCCAGACACCCCCCCACCCCAAAAUUCCUUUCUUUGGGACAGCGAAUGCUAGCUGAGUUUAUUUAAAGAUGAAUGUUGUGGAAAAUAAAAUCCCUCGCCUUGUG